Sitodiplosis mosellana (orange wheat blossom midge) is the source of this 1657-nucleotide messenger RNA. RefSeq names its product neuroglian-like. Gene Ontology annotation, molecular function: protein binding. The transcript has 4 exons. The record is from RefSeq and is a predicted model, not a curated record. Lineage: Eukaryota; Metazoa; Arthropoda; Insecta; Diptera; Cecidomyiidae. Bases 120 to 1454 code for a protein of 444 amino acids.
GGAUUUUAUACGUUGUUAGAAUAACUCGACGUCAAAUCAAAUCAUUUCAUGUGUGAUAAUAGCCAUAGAAAGGAGCGCAACUGUCAAGAAUAGAGCUUCUUUUAAAUUUUUCAUUUAAAAUGUGUAAAAUUCUGUUUAAAAUUCUGUUCGGACUUUUUUAUUUGGCAUAUCAACUAUGGGCUUUAGACUUUAAAGGUGAAGGUACAACACCAACCAAUUUGGUUAUUUCUUGGGAGCCAAUGUCUCAUCCAAAUCCCGAUUUGCACUAUCGCGUUUAUUGGAAGCGUGAUUUUCUGACUCAUGAUUGGAAUAUUGAAGACAUAUCGAAUUUGAAGCAAAACCAUAUCGUCAUCGAAAAUCAACCCACAUUUGUUCGCUACCUCAUCAAAGUCGUUACUGUGAAUCAACUUGGCGAAUCCAAUUCUACUUUCAAAGCUGUUUAUUCUGGUCAAGGUUUGCCAAUCGAAGCACCAUCAAAUCUUACUUCGACUGAAACGACCAGUAAAUCGACUAUUCUGCACUGGAAUCCUGUAUCACGUAAAACGAUCAAUGGCCAUUUCAAGGAAUAUGAAAUUCAGAUUUGGAAUAACAUUGAAAGUGACAUACGUAAACUGUACGUGGAAAACUUCUACACGUCGGAAUUGUUGAUAACGGAUCUGCGUUCAGAUGCGGUCAAUUUCGUUCGCAUCUUGGCUUCCAACAGAAAGUUCCAAGGUUCAGCUAGUGAAACCAUUGAAAUUAAAACACCAUCACAUCAAGGCACUGUUCAGACUUUCGACGCAUUUCCCUUGGGAUCAUCGGCUCUUUUAUUACGAUGGACGCAACCUAUAGUCGUUGAUAAGCUAAAAGGUUAUAAAAUUUCCUACGAAGAAAUUUACGGAUACUCUUACAUUCAAUCGAAACCUGAAUGGACACUGGAUAUUGAUAACCCACAAACUAAUGAAGCCAAACUGAUUGACCUAAGACCAGACACAAAGUAUCGCGUGCGUAUCGCUGUCAACCGAGGUGAUAGUGAAGUGGAAAAGUAUGUCAUCGAAAGAAGGACCAAUUCAAAUGGCUCUAUUAAACCAGAUCCUUCAACUUUUGCAUGGAAAUUGCUCGAUUCAAACAAUGAUAACACAACGAUUAAAGUCAUUUGGAUGCCAAAUGUUGAUGGCAGACCUGGGUUGAAUUUCAUUGUUAACUAUCGAAUCAAAGGUUCAUCGGUUUGGUCUAGUACGAACCUAAUAACCACCGAUACCUCUGUUGUUAUUCCGGAAUUACCAUUGAAUCAGGUGUACGAGUUUAUUGUUGUCUCGGUUGACGGAGAAUAUAAGACUGAAAGUCAAAUUCGGGAGAUUUCAACACAUAUAGAAGCCUCGUUUCUCACCAUAACCAAUGUUAUACUCAUUGCAGCUGCAAUCAUUUUGAUUUUAUCAAUUUUUGUGGGGAUUUUUUGGAGAGUUCGAAAAUAACGUUCAAAUUACCAAUCCUAGAAUCUAUAAUAUCAGCAAACACCAAUACGAACACUUCAAGUGUGACACAGCCCACAUGAGAUACCAUUUUUAAUUUUAUAUAAGGCUUUGGAUUAUGGGAUGCAUGCUCGUUAUCACGGAGAGGUGUUGCAUUAUUGUUGAAUAUGAAUAAAGUUGACAGUUCAUAGUUGCACGUAUGAAAC